Mercenaria mercenaria is the source of this 2396-nucleotide messenger RNA. RefSeq names its product M-phase inducer phosphatase-like. Gene Ontology annotation, biological process: protein dephosphorylation; G2/M transition of mitotic cell cycle; positive regulation of G2/MI transition of meiotic cell cycle. The transcript is spliced from 8 exons. The record is from RefSeq and is a predicted model, not a curated record. Lineage: Eukaryota; Metazoa; Mollusca; Bivalvia; Venerida; Veneridae. Bases 433 to 1347 code for a protein of 304 amino acids. Gene Ontology annotation, cellular component: cytoplasm; nucleus. Gene Ontology annotation, molecular function: protein tyrosine phosphatase activity.
UCAUAAUUUUAUUUAAAAUGAAAACGCAUUUGCAGGACAAUAAGAUGUUAUUGAAUAAGCUUUUAUUGUAACAAUAAUUUAACAACGAAAAUGCAUGCUAAAUGAAAUUUAUCAUUACAUUUUUGUAAACUGAAUGAAAAAGUUUAUCGAAUAAGAUUUUUUUUUCUCUUCAAAAAUGAUAAUGCUUGUCAUAUUUUCAGUUUGCGUUCUCGCCUAUUUGUGACAGAGUCGGAUUCGCCCGUGACUAGUGAAUCCCCUAACUUCUGGAAUGUCGCCUUCGAAACCCCGUCUAGAAAGAGCAUAUGUAAUGAGGAGGAUUUUUGUUUCAUUGACCACGACAAGCUUAAUGAAAUUUGUGAGGUAGAAAGAUGUGCUGCAAGCACAAGGAAGACGAAUCGUUCUUUGUUCAUCGACGAGGAUUCUGGUCUUGGGAUGGAGAUGGACGCGACUGAUGAACACUUUCCAUUGUCUGUACUUUCGGUUUUCACGGAUGACGAAGGAAACACCGAUUUCAAUGACUCCUUUUCCGAGGUGACAGGUACAAUGAAACCUUGUAGUUACAGAUCAAGGUCGGCAAAAAAGAAGUUGUUCUCCAACAAACGUACAGCAGAACUUGGAGAGGAUGACGAGGAAUUAUCCCCAUCCAUGAAGAGAUUCAGAAAAAAUGAAACAAACCUACUAAAAUUUGCGCUCACGAAUUCCCCUAUACAGCAAACAGACGACAACGUUAACUGCAUCAUCCGGGCAGUUGACAGACUCACAACGGAAGUAGAUCUUGUAGCCGAUGGGUCACGUGACUACAGUCUGCCUACCAUCACAGGCAAACAUGGCGACCUAAAGUCCAUUUCAGCCGAAACUAUGGCUGACGUUGUGGCAAAUACAGACAUGAACUCGGGCGAUUUAAUGAUUAUUGACUGCAGGUACCCGUACGAAUAUCUCGGAGGACACAUAAAGGGAGCAGUUAACCUGUAUACAAAGGAAGAGGUGCAUACAUUAUUUGAGCUGACUGAGCCUGCCAAGCCACGUAUUCUUGUUUUCCACUGUGAGUUUUCAUCAGAACGUGGGCCGAAAAUGUACAGGUUUUUAAGGAGUUGUGACAGGGAAUUGAAUAAGGAUAAUUACCCUCGUCUGAAUUUUCCAGAAGUUUAUCUGUUGGAAGGCGGCUACAAGGAAUUUUAUCACACACACCAGGACCUUUGUGACCCUUGUGGAUACAAACCAAUGCUGCACAAAGACCAUGCUUCAGAUCUACGUCACUUCCGGGUCAAAUCAAAAUCCUGGGCAGGGGGACAUCAGCGCAAACACCCUUCAAAAAGUCGGCUAUCCCGAAGCUGUUUGUCUUUCUGAACUGAAGAAUCCUAAUUGAUCCUAACUGGUUCUUUCAGAAAGAUGAAAGCACGGGUAAGUGACCGCAAACGGGAGGAAAUACUUCCGGCUUACAGCGGUCCGGUCACAUAAUGCAGAGGGCAACAGCGCAUGCAAUGGAAGUAGACAACAUUUGUUUUCCGACUUUGACGCAGAGUUAAAUGAAUACCAACUAAUUUCCUGAAGGCAUCGCUCGGACGUAUGCGAUGUUAUAUACGGAGAUGGUUUUGUUAAAAUUACCACUAUUAUAAAUUAGUUGAAAACGCAGAAUGGGAGAAGAAUGCACAUGUACGAGUACGUUUUUUUACGAGUUCGGUUACUGAAUGGAAUUUUUCAUUAAAGUGUAUGGCAGAAGUCUUCCAGGGCUUGGAAUGAAAAUACAAAUGUUUUAAUACUUGCACAACUCUUCAGGUUUAGAUGCGGUUUCCGGGUGAAAUAAUACAAACAUGUCGUGUCUGGAAAAACAAAAGCCCACCUAGCAAAGACUAUGAGUGGAAAGAAAAGGAAAUAGAUCAAAUGAUUGUCCCCAUUUUGUGUUUAGAUUAACUGAAAAAAAUACGAGUGUUGUCGAAACAGCUAGCUUUACUGUAUUAACCAUGAACCCUUCCUAUCAUGUUUUGAGUAUUUUCUGAUUUAUUUUUUUUCUGCUGAAUAAAGUUUUCCGAGGUGUUGCACCAUUCAGUGCCACCGUUUCAGCUAAACAAAAGGUUUUGGGUAGAAGGCAAUCUCGCAUGAAGAAAGAUGGUUCUUAUUUUGAAGUUUUUGGUAAUUCUGUGAGUUAGACUCUAAGCUGAUCAGAAUUAUUAUAGUGAUAUAAGUUGAGGUUUUCGCUACUUGUAUAAAAGGAUUGUAUACAGAUACAAAUACAAUUUGAUUAUGCCACCGUUAUGUUAAACUGUUUGUUCAAGACGUUACCCGAGAGUUGGCGUUCAUUUUGAUAUAUUUUGUUAGAUAUUCAAAUUUUAUCUAUGUUUAUUAUGUUGCAGCUUUUUUCUAAAUUAUAUUAUCAUCAUUGUGAUGAAUUAACUUGU